Molecule: messenger RNA, 2802 nt
Organism: Prorocentrum cordatum
Lineage: Eukaryota; Dinophyceae; Prorocentrales; Prorocentraceae
Source: the annotation of a GenBank genome assembly
AUGCUCCCAGGUACCCAGAAGAAGCGCCGCCCAGGAGAUGGCGCGGCGAUCCGCAAGUGCGGCAAGCAGUGGGAGAUCGAGUACGGGUGGCAGAAGGGCCGCCUGACGAACAAGAGAGGAGUCAGAUUGCGUUCAUCCACACUCGACAUUGCCGCCUUCGUCCUCUACAACCCACCGCAACAACGACAUCAAGUCGACCACUGGAAGACUACAGUGGCUCGCCUCACCGAGUGGCUCCACGCCACCAUCCAGCAGCUCCCGCGUCGUUGCCUUGUGAUUGUGGGGACGGACGCCAACUGCGAGUUCGGCAAGACCUCCAGUGGAAAUGGAUCCUACCAGUACACGGCCGAUGGUAUCCAUGUGGGAUCUCACAACACUGCUGCCGAGAAUUUCACAUCAGCGGAAUGGUGGCGCCUACUUCAGAUGGAAGGACUGACAGUGGUCGACUCACACUUCCCGACCGGGCCAACCUAUUUUGGGCAAGAGGCGGGCCACCGCUCGUACCCCGACCACUUUUUCGCCCCACGGGAUACCAUAGACGCGACGCUCUCCUGUUGCUCGCUCAUGGGGGCUAUGCGCGACCUGCAAGUCAUCCCACACGCCGACCCGAAGGACGACCCCUCCGAGGCGUGGCAGUCUCUAGUCCGCGACGUGCGGGGGGCCGCCUUGCCCCUUUUCCAGCGAGGUGCACUACCUGCCCCUACCACCAAGUACGCCCAACAACGGCAGGAACUCCUCGAACGCCGACGCAACCUCAGCAGGCAUUGCAGGUCAGAGACCGACAGACUCGCCAUCAGGGCCUGCGACCGCGAGACCAAGCGCACCAAACACCGACUGGACGCCCAGCACGUCAAGCAGUUGCUUCGGGGCGCCACCGCAGCUGCGGAACGCGGACACACCACGACGGUCUGGAAGCUGGCUUACCAGAUCGGCGGCCGAUACCACGGCGUGAAGAAUCGACGCUUCAAUGCGAUACCACACUACCUUCUCACCCUGGACGAGUGGACGACGACACUACUGGCUGGUGCGGCGGAAGGAGGCUUCUCGGCAGUGCAGGUCCCUGAGCCCGAAUUCCCAUCGGAGAUCGCCUUGGCGCUGCGAGAGCAGAACGACCCAGACGGCACCUGGAAGGAACUACGCGGACAUCCUGCAGCGACUGCCCACGACGACUGGACUGACACGCUGCGGCGUCUCCGACAUGCGGCCCGCAGGCGCUGCGCCCCGCCCCGCUCCGCGCCCGCAGAGCUCUGGUGCGCCAUCCUCAGGGCGGCCAGCAUCGAGGGGACGUUUCAACUUCCCAAAGGCAUUGACAAGGUGGGGACUAAAGCGAUGCGACUGAUCCACUGCUACUGCCCCUUCGGCAAGGCCUGGUACCGCGGGAUUUUCACCAGGCACCGCCGCCCGCCGCUUCCUCAUCACUCUCACGGGUACUCCAGUCAUCGUUCGAGGCAGGGCGCUCAGCUGGUUUCCAAGCUCCAUGCUCGGAGGCUUCGCCGUCUUCGCGUCAACCACCUUCAGCUCAAGAAGGACAUGACCAACGCCUUUCCCUCCACGUCCCACGACGUCUUGGAAGAGGUGGUGGGCCAGAUCAUUCCAGACGUGCAGGACCAUCUGUUCCUCAAGCAGCGCCGCGCCGAGGCGGUCAUGGAGGCGCGAGCGGGCGACGCUCGAGGCUUCUACGUGCCCAGACAUGGCGCAGGCAUGGGCGAUGGCAACGCCUGUGAACUUCUCGUCCGAUCAUGUGUGCGACCUUUGGAGGACUGGAACCGUGAGCUCCUCAUCAACAGCAGGGGCUCCUUCCACCUCGCGGGCGGCUCCGCAGUUCCGCUGAUGGAGGCCGCCACCCUCGUCUCCUGCCCGUGCUCGGGGCAGCUCGUGGAUUUGUCCCUGCGUGAUCAUGCCGGUGAUGUCUCGCAGACGUUGCCACUGCCAGGCAACAACCCUUUUCGUGCCGCGGCGGUGGCCGAGCAGUCCUCCGACCUUCUGGCGGCCAAGCUCAGAGCCCAAGGCGGCUUCGCGCAGAAUGCAUCCAAGGAGCUCGUCCUACCUGUCCUCGGCGGCCCUGGAGGGUACACGGCCACCCGCACCGUCCUUUCGGGACUCGUUUCUUUUCCUGGGCAGCCCAAGGCCCAGGCGGCCUACCUUGGAGGCUUGGAGCAGCUCACUGGAGGCGCGGGGGCGGAGGUUCGAGUCAGGAUCGAUGCGACGAGAUCAGCUUGGUGCAAACUGGGUCGUUUCUGGAAGCAGCACGUCUCGCUCAGGCUCAAAAGGAUGGCCUUCUUGGGUGUUCUGCAGAGCGCGGCCUACGCGGGCCUGGGGACUUCCCUUCUGGCCAAACGGGACUACGCCAAAUUGGAUGCCGUCCUCUUGGGAUUCGCGAAGGUCGCUCUUCGGGGAGUAGCCAGGAGUAGGGAUGCCGAUGGGGUAGAGCAGAUCCGAGUUCCACACGCCUGGCAGGUCCACAAGCGCCUGCGCAUCGCCGACGCUCGCACCGAGCUCCUCGUACGCAGGUUGAGGUAUUGGCAACAACUCGCCAAGUACCCCGAGUCUUCUGUGCAAGCGGUCGCCGCGUUGCUAGGGAACUUUGAGGCGUUGCAGGAGGCGCCUGUGUUCACCGAGUCUGGAUGGAUAGACAAAAACGCGAACCCGUGGGCCCUCCAAAUGCAGAAGGACAUCCUCGCCUUCAGGCUCCCCCCCAAGGGCAAGCUCUUCUUGGGCCAGGGUCACUCGAUCAGGGGCAUCUUUACUCAGUAUAGGGUUGCGGCUUUCUUCGCUAGUCGGGACCCCGCUGGGCUCCGCAAG